AUGCCUCCACAUACUAUGGGAUCACUGAUCCCCAAAUCGUCCCCCUCAUUCCAACAACGGGUCUCUUCACGACACUCCACUCGUCAUGGCUCUCCUCCAGAUUCUUCCGAACAGCUACGAGCGGAACUCGAGCGAGACGACCUGGUGGCUGACGGCAUGGACACCGCCAUCUGCAUGCCCACUUCUCAGUUCAAGUCCUCCUACCUCACUCCCCCGAGUGGCGUGGGCGGCAAGUUCUCCAGCGUAUUCCCCGACGCGCAGGUGACACUAAUCCACCAGGAGUUCAAGAAACCCUUCGAGAACGGCAAGAAGCCCCUCGAGAAGGAUUUAUACGAAGCUUGGAGCGCAGCCGAUAAAAUCAAGCCUUUGCUGCCGAACCACUUCUUUCACGUCUCCCCGGACAAACCCGACCUCCACAGUAGUCGUCAAGACAAGCCCGAUGCCAGCUUCAUUCCCACCGACGAAGCUCUCCCCGCUCACGACCCCGGCCGCGCUAAUUUCAGGCUGCUCAACAUCUCCGUCGAAUUCAAGCGAGGAUCCCCGGGGGCGGAUCCCUUUGACGACAGCGACGAUCCGGACCACGAGAAGCUUAGCUCGGACCGCCUCGCUGUACGCGGUCAGCUCAUGGCCUAUACUCUCAGAGUGUUCAGGCUUCAGUUUCGCGAGGCGCACUUCCAGCUCUUCGUCAACGGCCGCCAAUUCCGCUUCCUCCGCUGGGACAAGUCUGGUGUCGUCGUCACCGAUCCCGAGGAUUACGUGACCUUGGAAGGCACGCGGAAACUUCUACGCAUGCUCUACGACUUCUCUUGCCUCGAUCGCAAGGGCCAAGGAUACGACACCACUGUCAAGCUACUGCCGUCGACUAGCUCCGGGUGGCAACAACUGGAACUCAUCAAGAGGAGCCACCCCUUCGACGUCGAGGCGUAUCCCGACGCUCCCGUGCCCCAGACGCCCCUUCCUCCCUGUCUCUCCCUUCCUUGGUCCGCAGUCCCGCAGUCUCUCCUGUUCAAAAGGAAUUUCUUGAGGGCGGACCCUCUGAAAGCCGCGUCACCCAAAGCGGUCCAGAUAUUGGCUCUGGCCCGCGACGGCGACCGGGUCAGCACCGACUCGGAGUACUACGAGCCGACGUACGAGUACAUCCGCUCGAAGUUCGCCGAGACGCUAGGCGACGGCGCUCUGCGGUACGUCAUGCACAUCGGCAAGAGGCUGUUCCUCGUCGGCGAUCCAGUCUUCCACGCGUUUGGCGUCGUUGGGCGCGGGACGAAGGGCUUCUUCGCGCUCGACUGGCUCACGCAGCGGAUCGUCUUCGUCAAGGACACCUGGCAGCCGUUCUACUCGGGGCUCGAGAGCGAAGGGGCCGUGCUCAAGCGGCUGAACGAGAAGAACGUGCGGUUCGUGCCGACGCACAUCUGCCACGAGGACUACGUCGACCAGGAGACGGAGACGUCGAACUACGGCCCCACGGGAUCGAAGAGGGUGGACUUUUCGCUCCGCCUCGCGAAGACCCAGAACGCCGUCGCGUCGUCUUCGACCCCUGCCGCAGCCGCUGCGACGCCCGGUGCGGCUCGCGCCACGCGCAGCGGGGCUAAGCGGACCCGCGGCGACGUAGCCCAAGGCAAGCAGGGUGCGAAGCUGCGUCAUUUCCGGCACCACCGGCUCGCCGUCUUUGAGGUCUGUCUGCCGUCGACCGCGUUCAAGGACGGACGGAUGUGGACGCUGAUAGUCUUCGCUGCGCUUUGUGCGCAUAGGGAUGCAGUCAAACUGUGCGAGAUCGUGCAUCGGGACGUCAGCGUCGGGAACAUUCUCGUGUGCCCCCAAGUCUCAGGGAACCGCCUCGAGUGGGAGGGGAAGCUGAGCGAUUGGGAGCUGUGCAAGACGAACGUCCCCACAGUCCCUGCUCGUCAGCCUAUACGCACGGGCACGUAUCAAUUCCAGCCAAUAAUAUGUCUCAAGGAUCCCGAGACGGUCGUUGGCGUAGCCGAAGAAUUGGAGUCCUUCUUCUACGUUUUCCUUUACAACGCGGUCUGCCUUCUCGACCACAACCUCCCUGACGUGCACGAGUUCGUCAGCAAGUUCUUUGACGACAACUCAGCCCGCGUACCGAUGUUGAAGAUGUCGGCGAUGGACCCACAAGGCGUAAUCCGCGAUUCAAACCGCGUCGAGCUAGAGUUCGAAGCGAGCGGUGGUGCCACCGCGCACCCCAUCAACAGCCUCAUCGACGAGCUCCUGCAGUUAUUUCAAGCGCGCUAUCAAGUGCUCAAAUACGACGACGACCUGCGCGCCUAUCGGAAGAAGCUCUCCGCCCUUCAGUCGCAGCAAGAGCCCCUCGCGAACGAUGCCAAAACGAACUCUGAUGAUGUCGAGCUCGUCAACUCGGAUACUACUGAUGAGCCGGAUGCCGCUGCGAAGCCCCCUCCAAGCCAGGUCAGAAUCCUGGCCGACGAACUCGCUGUCGUCCCUCGCCCGACGAGGGUGCCCAGAGCCAAGGAGCCGAAGCCCCCCGGUCAGGACGUGUCCGAUCUAGCCGCGCGGCUCGACGACCACGCGUACGUCAUCGGCCUCUUCAAGGGGUACCUCUUGCAGAACAACUGGCCCGCGAAAGAUCGGCUCCCGGAGAGCGCGCUCAGGGGCGACGACGAGACCGCGCUGCGCGAUGUGGUGCGCCUCCCUCGCGCCGUUUAUGGCCCCGCCUAA
Epithele typhae is the source of this 2694-nucleotide messenger RNA. RefSeq lists its product as uncharacterized. The record is from RefSeq and is a predicted model, not a curated record. The coding region runs from base 1 to 2694 and encodes 897 amino acids. The transcript has 5 exons. Gene Ontology annotation, molecular function: protein kinase activity. Gene Ontology annotation, biological process: protein phosphorylation. NCBI's taxonomy places the organism in Eukaryota, Fungi, Basidiomycota, Agaricomycetes, Polyporales, Epitheliaceae.